This is a messenger RNA of Elaeis guineensis (African oil palm), 3448 nucleotides long. RefSeq names its product probable alpha,alpha-trehalose-phosphate synthase [UDP-forming] 9. The record is from RefSeq and is a predicted model, not a curated record. NCBI's taxonomy places the organism in Eukaryota, Viridiplantae, Streptophyta, Magnoliopsida, Arecales, Arecaceae. Gene Ontology annotation, biological process: trehalose biosynthetic process. Gene Ontology annotation, molecular function: trehalose-phosphatase activity. Gene Ontology annotation, cellular component: cytosol.
AAGGUUAACAGCAACCCCAGCAGAGCGGAAAACAAAACACCUUCUCGUUUAUCCUCUCUCUCCCCUCUUUCCCACCGGCGUUUCUCUCCUCUCUCUUAAAUACAAGAAUAAAGAACGAAAGAAUUCGAAACCCCACAACAAAGACGAUUUCCCAACAAGAUAGAGAGCUCGAUACGUUCCUUGGUUCCUCCAGCGAAUCCUUCCAAAUCUCUUCCACAAGCUUUUCUUCUCCCCAUCUGCUUUCAGUCCACGGCGAUCGUGGCGCUCUCAGAUAUAUGAGCUUCAGGAUUUGAGAUUCAAGUCCCUUUUUUUAAUAGGAAUCUUGCCUUUUAUUACCUGUUAUUGAGACCUCAAUUUUUGGGCAAUCAUGGAAUCAAAAUCAUGUGCAAACCUUUUUGAUAUGGGAUCUGAUGAUGCAGUUGACUUCAGUUGGGCUAUUAAAUCACUUCCUAGGGUGAUGACAGCUCCUGGUAUUAUUACCGAUGCAGAUGGGAUUACAAGCAGUGAUGAGGAUUCUAAUACUUCUACCUCUGUAUUCCGGGAUCGGAAAAUACUAGUAGCGAACUUCCUUCCACUUCAUUCUUUUAAGGAUCAAGUCAACGGAAAAUGGUGCUUCAUGUGGGAUGAGGACUCACUUCUGCUGCAACUAAAAGAUGGCUUUUCUUCUGAUACGGAAGUUCUCUAUGUAGGUAGUUUAAAGGUUGAUGUAGAUGUUAGUGAGCAAGAAGAGGUUGCUCAAAAGCUCCUUGAGGAUUACAAGUGCAUACCCACUUUUCUUUCUCCAGACAUCCAAAAGAAGUUCUAUCAUGGCUUCUGUAAGCAGCAACUGUGGCCUCUUUUCCAUUACAUGCUUCCCAUCUGCCUUGUCAAGGGUGACCUUUUCAACCGUUCCCUUUUUCAGGCUUAUGUUUCUGCCAAUAAAAUAUUUGCAGACAAGGUUGUGGAGGUUAUCAAUUCAGAUGAUGACUAUGUAUGGGUUCAUGACUAUCACCUCAUGCUUGUCCCGACUUUCUUAAGGAGACGGCUGAAUCGAGUGAGGCUUGGUUUCUUUCUGCACAGCCCAUUUCCAUCCUCAGAGAUCUACAGGACACUGCCAGUUAGAGAUGAAAUCCUUAGAGCAUUGCUUAAUGCCGAUCUUAUUGGUUUUCAGACAUUUGAUUAUGCUCGGCAUUUCCUUUCUUGUUGUAGCAGGAUGUUAGGCCUGAACUAUGAAUCCAAGCGUGGUUAUAUUGGAUUGGAAUAUCUCGGUCGUACAAUUAGCAUCAAGAUUCUCUCCGUGGGUGUUCACAUAGGCCGUCUCCAAUCUGUGUUAAAUUUUCCUGACACGAUUACCAAGGUUCAAGAGAUCGAACAGAGAUUCAAGGGGAAAAAAUUGUUAUUAGGUGUGGAUGACAUGGAUAUAUUUAAAGGCAUCAGUCUGAAAUUGCUAGGAUUAGAACUUUUACUGGAGAGGCAUCCCAAACUAAGAGGAGAGGUAGUCCUUGUACAAAUUGUCAAUCCUGCAAGAAGCAUGGGAAAAGAUGUGAAGGAAGCAAGAGAGGAAGCCAUAUCUAUAGCUGAAAGGAUCAAUCUUUCCUAUGGUGCUCCUGGCUAUGAUCCGGUGGUCCUUAUUGACAACCCUUUACCUUUUUACGAAAAAAUUGCCUUCUAUGUGGCAGCAGAAUGUUGCAUUGUAAAUGCUGUUAGAGAUGGCAUGAACUUAGUCCCCUAUGAGUAUAUAGUCUGCAGACAGGGAACUGAGGAGAUGGAUCAAUGUAGGGGUGUCAGGUUGGAGUUACCUCACACAAGCACGCUUAUUGUCUCCGAGUUUGUAGGUUGCUCUCCAUCUCUUAGUGGGGCUUUCAGGGUCAACCCUUGGAGUGUUGAGGAUGUGGCCGAUGCUUUAUACAAAGCAGCUGACUUGUCAGAAUCUGAGAAGCAAUUGCGUCAUGAAAAACAUUACCGUUAUGUCAUCUCCCAUCAUGUUGCUUAUUGGGCCCGUAGUUUUUCCCAGGAUCUGGAGAGAGCAUGCAAGGAUCAUUACAAUCGAAGGUGCUGGACCAUUGGAUUUGGUUUAGGUUUCAGAGUUAUUGCCCUUUCUCCUAGUUUUAGAAAGUUGUCCUUUAAUCACAUUAUUUCCUCAUACAAGAAAACCCACAGGAGGGCAAUAUUUUUGGAUUAUGAUGGCACCAUUAUGCCUGAAGCAUCCAUCAAUAAAAUGCCAAGUGCAGAUAUCAUUUCUGUCCUGAACAACUUGUGCAGCGAUUCAAACAAUACCGUGUUUAUUGUCAGUGGAAGAGGACGGACAUCUCUUGGUGAAUGGUUUGCACCUUGUGAGGCCCUUGGUAUUGCUGCUGAACAUGGCUAUUUCAUUAGAUGGACUAAAGCCACGGAAUGGGAAUCUAGUUCAACUGUUGUUGACUCUGACUGGAAGAAGAUCGCAGAACCUGUUAUGAGAUUAUAUACUGAGACAACAGAUGGUUCCUGUAUAGAAUCAAAGGAGAGUGCGUUGGUAUGGCAUCAUCAGUAUGCAGAUCCUGACUUUGGUUCUUGCCAAGCCAAGGAACUACUGGAUCAUCUUGAGAAUGUGCUAGCAAAUGAGCCAGUGGUUGUCAAAAGAGGUCAGCAUAUUGUGGAAGUUAAACCUCAGGGAGUAAGUAAAGGACUGGUUGUAAAGAAACUCAUUGGAACAUUAGUCAAUAGUGGGAAGCCACCAGAUUUUGUUAUGUGUAUUGGCGAUGAUCGAUCCGAUGAGGAUAUGUUUGAGAUCAUCAAUAGCACAUCUUCUAGUAAUCUAUUUCCUGCAGUUCCUGAAAUCUUUGCAUGCACAGUGGGCCAAAAGCCGAGCAAGGCCAAGUAUUAUCUCGAAAAUACUGGUGAAGUGAUAAGAUUACUGCAAGGCAUGGCUGCUGUGUCAGCUCAAAAACAUAAGUUCACCCUCCCUCAAGUUUCCAUUUAAGGGCCACAUGAAGCGAAUGAGUAAGCUCAUCUCCCCCUUGGUUACUGGUGACAACCUGCGCAUUCUGAUGGUAACCUGCCCAUUCUGAUGGUUGACAGUCUGAUAUGCAUAUAUCUUAGCAUAUUCUGGUGUUUGGGGAGUUUAUCUUUGGGGUCUUGAUUCUGAUCCUUUCAAGCGUACCAGUCAUCACAUUCAUAUAUGGUAUGCUUUUCAACAGAAGAGGUAUUGACUGACUUGGAUAGGAUUGAAGGUGUCGCCAUCAUAGGCAAUUUUGAAAAUAGGGUAAACCUUUGAGAUUCUUUUUUUUUUUUUGAUGACAUUUCUAGAAGUCUGAGAUGCAGAAGACACCAUUAUUUUGUAUAGGUAUUGGCAUAUAUAACCAGUUCGACAAACAGCCAGGUUUGAAUGAAAUGUGGUUUUAAUUUCAAGAGAUUUUGUUCAGUUGCGUGCAUCUGUUCUUCAUGUGAUAUAUACCUUUUUUUUAAUAUAAUCAUUCUCAAUAUAUUUUCA